Messenger RNA from Akanthomyces muscarius, 1083 nucleotides. RefSeq lists its product as uncharacterized. Bases 1 to 1083 code for a protein of 360 amino acids. The record is from RefSeq and is a predicted model, not a curated record. Gene Ontology annotation, biological process: alcohol metabolic process. Lineage: Eukaryota; Fungi; Ascomycota; Sordariomycetes; Hypocreales; Cordycipitaceae. The transcript has 2 exons. Gene Ontology annotation, molecular function: zinc ion binding; alcohol dehydrogenase (NADP+) activity.
AUGUCCUAUCCCGAGCAGUUCACCGGCUUCCAGGCCCCCAGCGCCGAGGCGUGGAAGGACUUCGAGAAGCAGUCGUGGGCACCGCGGCCCUUUGAGGACGUCGACGUAGACAUCAAGGUCGAGUGCUGCGGUGUCUGCGCCAGCGACCUGCACAAGAUCUCGGGUGAAUGGGGCGCGUGCCCGUACCCGCUGGCCGUCGGGCACGAGGUGGUCGGCCGCGUCGUGCGCGCCGGCCCCAAGGUGACGCUCGCCAAGGUCGGCCAGCGCGUCGGCGUCGGCGCCCAGGUGUGGUCGUGCCUCGAGUGCCGCCAGUGCAAGAACGGCAACGAGACGUACUGCAGCAAGCAGGUCGACGCCUACGGCAGCCUGUACCCCAACACGCAGCACGUCACGCAGGGUGGGUAUGCGUCGCACAUUCGCAUCCACGAAUACUGGGUGUAUCCCAUCCCGGACGGUCUCGACAGCGCGCAGGCCGCGCCGCUGCUGUGCGCCGGCAUCACCUCCUUUUCGCCGCUGAAGCGCUUCGGCGCAGGGCCCGGGAAAAAAGUCGGCAUCGUGGGCGUGGGCGGCCUGGGCCACUACGGCAUCAUCUUUGCCAAGGCGCUGGGCGCGGAAGUCUGGGCGAUCUCGCGCACGCGCGCCAAGGAGGCCGACGCGCGGGAGAUGGGCGCCGACGGCUUCAUCGCCACGAGCGAGGCCGGCUGGCACGAGCCGCACAAGACGACGUUUGACCUGAUUGUCAACACGGCGACGUCGUUUGACGGCUUCGAGCUCAGCCAGUACCUGAGCCUGCUCGACGUGCACGGGCGCUGGAACUCGGUCGGCCUGCCGGGCGGCGACGGCAUCGUGGUGCGCAACCAGGACUUUAUCACGAAUGGCUGUUUCAUCGGCACGUCGCACCUCGGCAGCCGCGCGGAGAUGCUCGAGAUGCUGCAGCUCAUGGCGGACCGGAAGCUGCCGUCGUGGGUGGAGAGGAUCCCGCUGUCGAAAGAAGGCCUGCAGGAGGCGUUUGGGAAGCUGGAGACGAACAAGGCGCGCUACCGCUCGUGCAUGACCAAUUACGAUGACCAGUUUGGCGCGUGA